Molecule: messenger RNA, 3182 nt
Organism: Zeugodacus cucurbitae (melon fly)
Lineage: Eukaryota; Metazoa; Arthropoda; Insecta; Diptera; Tephritidae
Gene: SppL
Product: signal peptide peptidase-like 3
Exons: 7
Coding region: 1089-2327 (412 amino acids)
Biological process (GO): membrane protein proteolysis
Cellular component (GO): cytoplasmic side of endoplasmic reticulum membrane; Golgi-associated vesicle membrane; lumenal side of endoplasmic reticulum membrane
Molecular function (GO): aspartic endopeptidase activity, intramembrane cleaving
Source: RefSeq, a predicted model, not a curated record
UACUUGUUUUAUUCUCAAGAUUUCGGUGAACGAGGUUUUUGAAAAUCAAUCAAAAGGUGAUUUCGCGUAGAAAUCAAUGAUUUCUUAAGUAAAUAUUUAUUAAAAAAAGAAAUACUUAUGAAAAAGGAUUAAUAUAAUUAAUAAAUGAAGUGCAUUUCGGUGUAUGUUACGAAUUACGAAUAUUAAUAACAUAUGAAACUAAGAUGUGUUGCCAGACUUUAGAAUUCAAUAUAAGUAUCAAAAAGUAAAGGGUCCAUUUUUACUAAAAGGACUUUAAAGCAGCAUAAAUUACCAAAAAAUAGUGUUAAUUUUAAUUUAUUAGUUUUCAGUACAAAUAACAGUAAAAUUUAGGUAAUGUUAUAAAAAAGUGUGAUAUGAACUGCUUAAGUGCAAUCUUAAUGUGAAAAAACUUAUGGUCAUCCCAUUCAAAAAGAAUGAAAGCGCAGAGUAGGAAAUAAUAAUAAAUGAGACAGUGAGAAAGUUAACGCAAAUACAUAUUAUGAGGAAAGUAAACGUAUGAAAGUCAUUGAACCACUCGUCUACUUAGCGCUGUUUGCUUUAUUCUUCGUGGUAUUACAAUAAUUACUGCAAUAUUGUCACAAAACGCUUCUCAGAUUUAACCAUUCGCUGUGUCGCUGCCUGCCGUGCUGAUAAGGCAAUCAGCGCAGCAGCGCUGUUGUCUCACCGUGUCCAUCGGUAAUAACACAUUGAGCAGGAGUUUUGUUUGCUUAGCAGGUAUCUAAAAGCAAUAGUAUCAGCAAACAUACACGUCAAAGUACUAAACAUCUACAUACAUGAUACUUUGGCGGCAGGCAGUCGACGCACACAAGCAACAAAUUAAGCAAUACUAUCACUCAGGCAGAAGCGAAAUUAUAAUUAAAUAUAUUUGUAUGAAAGUAUAACACUUGGUGUACUAGAGGAAAAGGUGGUGCAGCAAUACUGAUUUAAGCAAUUUUAUCUAGUGUUCAUAACCACAAAGGUGUGUGUGUGUCUGUGUUUAUUUGUGGUGUUGCUAGACGCUAGUGCGCAAGCGUACAACGCACAAUAACAUACGACUACGUACAAACUGUUAUCAAUUACGGCGCGCAAUGUCGCACGGCAUAGUGAGCGGGGGAGCAGGAGCAGCAGUCGUCGAUAGCAGUAGUCUUAACGCACAGUCCGCCACCACAGAAUAUCGCGAAGUACAUUGGACAUCGAAUGUCAUGGAUUCUUCACGCGUCUCCACAUGUCUCAUUUCGAUGCUGUUGAUCGUGUAUGGCAGCUUUCGUAGUUUGAAUAUUGAACAGGAAGCACGUGAACGUGAACAAAAGAAACGUAGUGAAUCAAUGAUGAAUUUAUUAACCGGCGAACCAGUGGAACAAGAGACCAGCAAAUUUGCAACUCUCGAUACAAUGCAUGCGUUGUGCUUGCCACUCGGCGCCUCAGUGUCAUUGCUGGUUAUGUUUUUCUUUUUCGAUUCAAUGCAAUUGCUUUUCGCCGUUUGUACAGCAAUAAUUGCUACGGUGGCUUUAGCCUUUCUGCUAUUGCCGAUGUGCCAGUACAUUAUACGACCAUGCACCGAUGGUAAUCGCAUAUCGUUUGGUAUAUGUGGUCGCUUUACCGGCGCUGAAUUAUUCAGUUUUGCACUCUCUGUGUCAAUUGUAUGCAUUUGGGUACUCACCGGACAUUGGCUGUUAAUGGAUGCGAUGGGCAUGGGUCUGUGUGUGGCAUUCAUCGCUUUUGUACGCCUACCUAGCCUUAAGGUGUCUACACUUUUGCUCACUGGACUGCUCAUCUACGAUGUCUUCUGGGUCUUCUUUUCAUCGUAUAUUUUUAGCACGAACGUCAUGGUUAAGGUUGCCACCCGACCAGCUGACAAUCCGGUAGGAAUAGUAGCGCGAAAACUAAACUUGGGCGGUCUUGUGAAGGAACCACCGAAACUUAACUUGCCAGGCAAAUUAGUUUUUCCAAGCAUACACAAUAGCGGGCAUUUUUCGAUGCUGGGUCUAGGUGAUAUUGUAAUGCCGGGUUUGUUGUUAUGUUUUGUAUUGCGUUAUGAUGCAUACAAAAAAUCGCAGGGUAUAACUACGGAUCCCACAUUGCAGCCACCGAAAGGAGUCGGUUCUAGGCUUACCUACUUUCAUUGUUCCUUAUUGGGCUAUUUUCUUGGUCUACUCACCGCUACCGUAAGCUCAGAAGUUUUCAAAGCCGCACAACCGGCAUUAUUAUAUUUGGUGCCGUUCACGUUAUUGCCGUUGUUGACUAUGGCUUAUCUCAAGGGCGACUUGCGACGCAUGUGGAGUGAACCAUUUAUUACACAGCAACCAUCAAAGCAACUGGAAGUCUGAGUGCUUAGCCUCUCAUUUUCCUUCGUAUACGUUUAACGAACUACGUUUAUACAAGGAUUGAAUUAUUUUAGUUUUUGUAUUUUAAUUAUAAUAAUAGACAUAGACAUACAUAGUUGAACUUGGAGCAUGCAUGUGGGUGGGGAUUGUGAAUAACACAUAGUAUGUAUGCUAAAUCAAGCGUUCAAAACAAGGAAGAAUAUUUACUCAUUUUGCGUUUAGUUUUUACUUGAUUAUUAUUUUUUAUUAUACGAAUUUUCAUUGAACUAUGAAAAUUUACAUUUAACUGUAAAGCGCUCAGAUAUCAAAAUGAGAUUCAAAUAGUUACAUAUUUGUACUACAACAACUGCAUUGAUGCAAAACUGUAUUAAAUAGUGAAAAAAGCCAAAAUUUAGCGCACUUCAGAACUACAUAUUACAGUAAUGUCGAUAUAUGAUUGCAUAUUUCCAUAUAACUUUGCUAUAAUAUUUGAAUAAGUAUAUCAUCAGCACAUUAAUAAUGAUACAAAUGUAUAGAAUAUAUACAAACACGAAAGAAAAAACAUGUAUACAAUAAACAGUACUCAUUAAUCUACUCAUUAGGUAUAACGAAUCAAUUUCGUUAAGUUAUCUAGAACUGAAUUUUCUUAAAACUCGCCUUAAGCAAAUUAGUAAACAAUGACGAAUAUGUGAACAAUAAAUUAGAGAGCUAUUGUUUUUAUUUAAUGUCCAAGAUACAAUGUAACACGCUGUAGCAGUUCAUAGCGACAGUAAUAUCCCGUUUACAUUUUCAUUUGAAUGAUUAAAAACAAAAAGUUUUCUCAAAUCUGAUUAACUGUUUGUAAGAAAUUUUUUAAUAAAAAAAUGGUUUGAAAUGAAA